AUGCCGGGCUCCUUACCCCAAUUUCUGUCUCAUAGGAAGAAGAAAGGGUUCAACAGGAGUGGGAAUGAGGAAAGAAAGAGAAUCCAGAAUGAAGCCUGGAAAUUGGUUCCAGGCACAUAUGGGAACCCCACCAAUAAUCAAGCUAUCAUUGACACCUUCUGGCCCUUACUAGACCAGUCUGGGAUUUUAACACAGCAGCAGGCAGACCCAGAUAUAAGGAGGAAGGUUCAAAAAAUGGACAGGCUAGCAGAUAAGAGUUUGCGGGAGCUGGUGGAACAAGUGUAUAAUAACACAGAGAGUCCCAAGGAACGUCACGCCCAAGCUAUUGCAUCAGCAAAUGAAACAAGUACCCACAAUUUGUCUAAGGUUCUCCUGGAAGCCACCACAGAGUCCCCUGACACCCAACGUUGGCAAUACAAGAAACUUGCAGGACAGCAAGUCUACCGCUGGCAGCACAAAGCCAGCCACUAUUUGCCCUUGAAUGGCAUGACCCAGAACAAGUGUUUAAUGGACAAUUGGCCUGGACACGACUAUCCCAACGAUUCAAAAAUUCACCUACCCUGUUUGAUGAGGCUUUGCAUGAGGAUCUGGAUACAAUUCUUUCCCAGCACAGCCUUCAACCCAGCCACCCUGCUGAUGGACCCAGACCUGGAGGGACCCCUCCAUGAUUGCACAGAGAUCCUGAGCUGGGUUUACAGCAUCAGAGAAGACUUGACUGACCAGCCCCUGCCAGAUGCUGAAGUUACCUGGUAUACUGAUGGAAGCAGCUUCAUGAAAAAAUGGACAAAGUGGCUGCUAUUCCUGUGCCUCCAUUCCGUCCCCUGCGGGUCUGCUUUGUGUGCCUUGGACGGCAUUGUCCCAGACAUAGCAGUUGGUACAAAGCAGGGAUCUGACGAGCUCUUUUCCACCAAUGUCAGUAAUGGACCCUUUAUCAUGAGCAGUAAGGCUUCCUCAGCCAACGGAAAUUACAGCAAGAAGUUCAAAGGGGACAACAGGAGUGCAGAGGUCCCAUCCCGAGUGAUUCAUGUCCGUAAGCUGCCCGGCGAUGUCACUGAGGGUGAGGUCUUCUCCCUGGGGCUGCCCUUUGGGAAGGUGACCAAUCUGCUAAUGCUGCAGGGGAAGAACCAGCCCUUCAUCGAGAUGAACACCGAGGAGGCAGCCAACACUAUGAUGAGCUCCCACACCUCUAUUAUACCCGUGCUGGGUGGGCGGCCCAUCUACAUCCAGUUCUCCAACCACAAGGAGCUCAAGACUGACAGCUCCCCGCAGGCUGUGACCUUGGUGCAGUCAAGAAACCUGGCAUUAGCUGCAUCCGCUGCUGCCGUGGAUGCAGGGAUGGUGAUGGCUGGGCAGAGCACUGUGCUCAGGAUGAUUGUAGAAAACCUAUUCUAGCCUGGGACGCUGGAUGUGCUACAUCAGAUUUUCUCCAAGUUUGGCACGGUUCUGAAGAUCAUUACCUUCACCAAGAACAACCAGUUCCAGGCAUUGCUGCUGUAUGCAGACCCCAUGAGCGCCCAGCAUGCCAAGCUGUUGCUGGACGGGCAGAACAUCUGCAAUGCCUGCUGCACGCUGCGUAUUGACUUCUCCAAGCUCACCAGCCUCAAUUUCAAGUACAACAAUGACAAGAGCCGUGACUACACACACCCCGACCUGCCCUCUGGGGACAGCCAGCCCUCACUGGACCAGACUAUGGCUGCAGCCUUCGGUCUGCCUGACCCUAAUGUGCACAGGGCCCUGUCCCCCGCCCCCCGGGCCAUACCAUCAGCAGCAGCUGCAGCAGCAGCUGGCUGCAUCGCCAUCCCAGGCCUGGCAGGAGCAGGAAAUUCCGUCCUCUUGGUCAGCAACUUGAAUCCUGAGAAAGUCACAUCCCAAAGCCUCUUUAUUCUCUUUGGCAUCUACAGUGAUGUGCAGUGGGUGAAGAUCUUGUUCAACAAGAAAGAGAAUGCUCUAGGGCAGAUGGCUGAUGGAAAUCAGGCACAACUGGCCAUGAACCACCUCAAUGGGCACAUGCUGCCCGGGAAGCCAGUUCGCAUCACGUUGUCCAAGCACCAGAAUGUGCAGCUGCCUCAUGAGGGCCAGAAGGACCAGGGCCUCACCAAGGACUAUGGCAGCUCCCCGCUGCACCGUUUCAAGAAACCAGGCUCCAAGAACUUCCAGAAUAUCUUUCCUCCCUCAGCCACCCUGCACCUCUCCAAUAUUCCGCCCUCUGUGUCUGAGCAAGACCUCAAGACCCUCUUCUCCAGCAAUGGAGGUGUUGUCAAGGGCUUCAGGUUCUUCCAGAAGGACCGCAAGAUGGUGCUGAGCCAGAUGGGCUCUGGGGAAGUGGCAGUGCAGGCCCUCCUGGAGCUGCAGAACCCUGACUUGGGCGAGAACCAGCACCUGCACGUGACCUUCUCCAAGUGCACCAUCGAGGCUCACACUCCAGCUUCCACCAUUCCAGAAAAAGCCACUUUAAAAGCAGCUGAAGUGACCUUAACAGACCACAGUCACGGGCAGAUCCGGCUGGUGCCGGCCUCUCCUCUGCCUGCUAAGCGGCUCUGA
Jaculus jaculus (lesser Egyptian jerboa) is the source of this 2541-nucleotide messenger RNA. Its product is annotated as polypyrimidine tract-binding protein 1-like. Gene Ontology annotation, molecular function: mRNA binding. Lineage: Eukaryota; Metazoa; Chordata; Mammalia; Rodentia; Dipodidae. Gene Ontology annotation, cellular component: nucleus. Gene Ontology annotation, biological process: regulation of RNA splicing; mRNA processing; regulation of cell differentiation. The record is from RefSeq and is a predicted model, not a curated record.